Molecule: messenger RNA, 2447 nt
Organism: Aplysia californica (California sea hare)
Lineage: Eukaryota; Metazoa; Mollusca; Gastropoda; Aplysiida; Aplysiidae
Cellular component (GO): extracellular region
Molecular function (GO): chitin binding
Source: RefSeq, a predicted model, not a curated record
CUCACCAUAAUGAUUACCGAUGUGUAUGAGUGGGAUUGAAAAAUAUCUCUACUAACGCGCACUCGAGACCUGCACCAGAAAAUCGAGGGAGACAGAAAGAAAGAAAAAGAGAGAUCCGGGAGACAAUCGUCUUAUCCUUCUCGCCGCACCCUGGCCAGUGAUCUCACCGAUAUAUAACACACACGCACAGGGCAGGGGCAGCAGUUGAAGGCAACACUUGGUGUGCAGAAACGAUUGUUCUUGUUCAGAAAGUUUCCGCGGAACUCCAGACAUACUGAUCCCUCAGGCCAUUUAUGAACAGACUCGCAAUGUAGCCAACAUAGAUUAUGUCCAGCUGCAGAACGCUCUCAACAUUACUUGGGAAAACACCACAUGGAAUGACCUGAGGAAACCUCUGUACUCCGGACUCGCAGCGAUGCUUACGCUAGAAAGGUUGUCCCCAAUACCACGUGACAUGAACGCACAAGCAUCGUAUUUCGCUACUAAUUUUGCAGGAAACGCUUCUCUUUUCCGGAAGAAGAUAGCUGGCUUCGAUUCAGCUUGCGAGGUCUCUGGCCUGGACAUGGCUUUCGUCCUUGACGCUUCUGGCAGCAUUGACACAUCCGAGUACAGACAGUCUAAAAAGUUUACGUCCGACGUUCUGCGAGACUUCAACGUGGCGGCAGACUCUGUCCGCGUUGCCUUGACAACCUUCAGCAAUGGUGUAGUAGAGCGAAUUCAUUUUCUGGACUACAACACGACGGAGUCACUGCGCAAGGCUGUGGACUCCAUCGGCAAAAACAGCGGAGGGACAAACACUGCCGGCGCCCUGGACAGCCUCAGAACUAACACCUUCACAAAGAAGGUGUUGGAGGCGGUAUCGACGAGGGUGAACUCAAGAGUAUCGCCUCUCCCCCCGUGUGUACUCACGUCCGGAUGAUUUCCGAUUUCUCCGAGCUCACCUCCAUCGUCUCUGACAUCAAAGAGACAGCCUGCAAAACUAAGGUUAUUCAAGAGACCAACACCACUAACGUGUACAAAUGUGCGGGACAGAGAAUCAUCAAGAUACAACUGAGCAAAGAGACUUCCAUUGUGACCCGACCCGAGCUGGGAGAUGUGAAACUCUUCGGCUCCUUCAAGAUCACAGAACCCAACUCCGCUUAUGCAGACUUUUCCGGCGAGGCUGGAGAUGGGAAGCCUACAGUGAUCUACCUUAAGGACUACACCGAGCCGCUCUAUCUCAGCAUCAUCUCUGAGGAGACCAAUGAGAAGGAUUGUAACAGCACCUUCUUGGUCAAAAUCCUGGACAAAAACGCUCUUAUAAAGACAGGUGCUUCCAAUCUGUGUGUCAAGGACGGGCAGCUUCAGGAAUGCUCCGACAUUGACUACGUGAAGAGUGGAGCCUACGAGAAGGUCAAUGCAACUGACAGCCCCACAGCUGUGUGCAAGGGCGGGGCCACAGGUUACCACGCCCACCCGAACACGCCCACAAAAUACGUGUACUGCGCUGCAGGAGGCGAGGCCUAUGUCGUGCAGUGUCCAAAAGGCUUCGCUUACCUCCCGUCACAGAAAGACUGCAUCGCUCCGGCCUCAGAGAAUGGUCAAGAGAUGUGCCAAGUGUGCAGCACCGACAAUUGGGAGCUAGGACUUCGGAAUUUCCCGCUGGUCUCCAACGUGAGACGAUACGUUCACUGCAGCGGUGUGAAUGACUGCCAGGUUAAGAAUUGUGGCGACAACUCAAAGUACUUGCCCGGUCGCCUAUUUCGUGCGUGCAUAGACCACAGAGGAUUGUUAGACCUUCUCGGCCCAUGUUCCAUCUGGCAACUAUUCAGAAAACUGAUAAGGGAAGAGUGCUGACAAAAUUAUUUGCUUCACGGAUUCAAGCCUUACUGAAAUAGAUACAGCACGCUUAAAUAGGUGAAGUGUUUUACAGUUUAGAAGUAUGAACAUAAUAAAAAGCAUUUUAUACUUAAGAAUAUGGGAUCAAUAGAAAAUCGACAAAUUUGACCCUAGUGUCGAUUUUUGGCCAAUAUCUCCAUUAAUUUUGUGGAUUGCAUUUUGUCAGCAUGCCUCACAUACUAUGUUGACGCUUUAUUUCAUUGACAAUGUUCUAUUUUUUAGAAUAAUUAAUGUCUACUUUUGUAUUCCGAACGAAGCCUUUCUCUACACAAUUUCAAUUCAUGCUCCAAUAAUUGACUGCCCUCUAAUUGUACAGUAUUUAAUGCAGUAAUAUGUAUCAUUAACAGACAAGCAAACAAACAGACAAACAAACAAUUAACAAAUAAGCAAGAAAGCAAACAUACAAACAAACAAACAAAACCAUGUUCAUAUUUGCUCUGACUUUGGUAAUUCGAGUGGGCUUUCUUUUAAUUGUAAGAACUCUAUGUCAUCAACCAAACAAACUAACAAACUAUCAAAUAAACACGCAUGCACGCAAAACAAACAAACAAAUAAACAAACAAAUAAAA